Molecule: messenger RNA, 1053 nt
Organism: Anthonomus grandis grandis
Lineage: Eukaryota; Metazoa; Arthropoda; Insecta; Coleoptera; Curculionidae
Product: histone-lysine N-methyltransferase SETMAR-like
Exons: 1
Coding region: 1-1053 (350 amino acids)
Molecular function (GO): nucleic acid binding
Source: RefSeq, a predicted model, not a curated record
AUGGAAUUAAACAGAGAACAUUUUCGGGCCAUCAUUUUUUACAAUUUUCGAAGGCAAUUAUCUCAACAAGAAUGCUGUGCUGAGUUGAUUUCUGUUUUCCGUAAUGAAGCACCACAUCAGUCGACAGUUUCUCGUUGGUAUGCAGAAUUCAAGCGUGGACGGGUUAGUCUUAGCGACGAUCCAAGGUCAGGUGCACCAAAAACGGUUGUCACCCAAGAAAACAUCGAUGCUGUGCGUAUGCUUAUCACGGAAGAUCGACAUGUGACAUAUCGUGAGAUUGAGGCUUCAUUGGCGAUUUCAAAGACCUCAAUUCAAAAAAUUUUGCAUGAAGAAUUACGGGUAAGAAAAUUAGUUUCCCGCUGGAUACCGCAUCUGUUAACUGAAGAACAGAAAGAAGCUAGGGUGAUGUGGUGUCAAACAACUCUAGACCGCUUUGAGGCAGGAAACUCUAAAAAUGUGUACAGCAUUGUCAGUGGUGAUGAAUCAUGGAUUUACUCAUAUGAACCUGAAAAUAAACGUCAGUCGUCUGUAUGGGUAUUUCAAGAUGAAGAAAAGCCAACAAAAGUCAUUCGUUCUCGAAGUGUAUCCAAAAAGAUGGUUGCAACAUUUGUCUCAAAAGCAGGUCAUGUUGCAACAAUUCCUCUGGAGAAUCAACAAACUGUUACUGCCGAUUGGUACAUUGCCAUUUGUUUGCCGAAAGUCAUCGCUGAGCUUCGAAAAGCGAACCCACAACGACGAAUCAUCCUCCACCAAGACAAUGCAAGUUCGCACACAGCCCGGAAAACUAUUGAAUUUUUAACUUAUCAAAACGUCGAAUUAUUGGAUCAUCCUCCGUACAGUCCCGACCUAAGUCCCAACGAUUUCUAUACUUUUCCAAAAAUCAAGAAUGAACUGCGUGGUCAGAGGUUUCAGACGCCAGAGGAAGCAGUUAACGCCUUUAAAAAUGCAAUUUUGACAGUACCCACAAACGAGUGGAAUAACAGCUUUGACAACUGGUUUGAGCGCAUGCAAAAGUGCAUUAAAUUUCGUGGAGAAUACUUUGAAAAACAAUAA